Messenger RNA from Scheffersomyces amazonensis, 1104 nucleotides. RefSeq lists its product as uncharacterized. Gene Ontology annotation, biological process: carbohydrate metabolic process; pentose-phosphate shunt. NCBI's taxonomy places the organism in Eukaryota, Fungi, Ascomycota, Pichiomycetes, Serinales, Debaryomycetaceae. The transcript has a single exon. Gene Ontology annotation, molecular function: 6-phosphogluconolactonase activity. The record is from RefSeq and is a predicted model, not a curated record. Bases 1 to 1104 code for a protein of 367 amino acids.
AUGACAACAACAGUCCCAUUAAUUUAUUCAUUUCCUGAAUUUGAAGGUGUAGCAGAAGCUGUGGCGGAUCAUAUCAUAUCAGCUCAAAAUCAAACACUUUACAAUACUUUGGAUCCUCAACUUAUAGCAUUACUUAAAGAAGAACAAUCCAAAAGGCCAAGCUUAUUCCCAUCUUCAUCAACAGCUUCAUUCUCACAUUCUUCAAAUAAUCAUUCCCUAAGUCCAUCUACUUUAAAUUUAUCUUUAAGUACAUCUCAAUUAAAUUCUCAAUCAAAAUUAUAUACUGGUUCUUUAAAUAAUAGUAUCAACAAUAAUGGCAUAAACUCAAAUAGUGAUUUUUCACCUAAUAAUGGUGGAACUCCUAUUAGUAAAAAAGAAAAGAAGAGAAAGACUUCAGAAGUAAGGUUUAAAAUCGCCAUUUCCGGUGGUUCGUUAAUUAAAAUUCUUAAUCAAGGAUUAUUACCAAGACAAGAAUCUAUUGAGUGGGAUAAAUGGGACAUUUAUUUUGCUGAUGAAAGAUUGGUGCCGUUUGAAUCAAAAGAUUCUAACUAUGGAGAAUCAAAGCGUCAAAUUUUUGAUCAAAUUAAAGGUGAUAAAAAACCUCGUAUUUUCCAUAUCGAUGAAUCAUUAAUUGAUGAUAAUCAAGAAUGUGCGGACGAUUAUGAAAAAAUCCUUAUUAAUAAUUUUGCUAGAAAAGAUUCUGUUAAAUUACCAAUGUUUGAUUUAUUAUUGUUGGGUUGUGCUCCAGAUGGUCAUAUUGCUUCAUUAUUCCCAAAUCAUGGUGAACAAUUAAGAGAAAAAUUAGCAUGGUGUCUACCAGUAUCAAAAGCUCCAUCUGGUCCCGAAAAUAGAAUUACUUUAUCCAUACCUGUGAUAUGUCAUUCUGCCAGAGUUACUUUUGUUGUUGAAGGUUUAACAAAAGCUCCAAUCAUGAGAAUUAUUAUGGAAAGACCAGAAAAGGGAUUACCGAGCUCUAUUGUUAAUGAAGGUGCUGCCGGUAGAGUAAGUUGGUUUGUUGAUGAUGAUGCUUUGAAAGACUGUUACGAUGUUACCAAGAAGAAAUAUAAGUUCUUAUCAAUAGAUGAACCAACACCAGUAAAUUGA